Molecule: messenger RNA, 1231 nt
Organism: Lolium rigidum
Lineage: Eukaryota; Viridiplantae; Streptophyta; Magnoliopsida; Poales; Poaceae
Product: extensin-like
Exons: 3
Coding region: 82-900 (272 amino acids)
Source: RefSeq, a predicted model, not a curated record
CAAGGGAAGCAAGAAAGGUACCGCACUUACCCCGCUCUGUGCUUAUCCUUCUUCCCGCCCCGCCCCGUCUCUCUCGCCGCCAUGUCGUCGGACCACUUCUCGCUCCGGAGCUCCGUCGGCAGCCGCGACUCCGCGCCUCCCUCCCACCACCACCACCACCAGCACCAGCAGUACGUCACGCCGUACCCGCGCCCGCACGGCAACCCCGACCCGCUCGCCUCCGUCUGGAUCCGCCGCCUCCACCUCGCCCCCAACCCGCCGCCACCGCCGCCGCCCCACUCCGGCUUCGCGCCCCCGCCGCCCCACUCCAGCUUCGCGCCGCCACCGCCGCUACACGAGCACGACGCAGUCUCCAACCGGAGCGCCGGGUUCGGCCCCUUCCGCUGGAGCCCGCGCCCGCAGCGCGACGCGCCGGCCGGCGCCUGGGACGCCGCACCCGCGCCGCCCCCCGCCCCGCCGAUGACGUCGCCGUUCUUCCGCUCCCAGCCACCGCCGCUGCCGGCGGUCGGGGAGUUCGCGCCAGUCAGGACCGCGAUCGGGUUCGGCGGCGCCAGCGCCGGCGGGUUCCCAGGCCUGUCGUCGCGGGCGACGGUCGACGUCUACCCCCACUCGUCCUGGCUAACCACACCAGCUGCAGGUUCAGCUUAUCCUAACCAUGCAGUGGACAUGGUUCCCAUGAGAAAUUCACAUGAUCUCCAUGUUAGACAACACGGCAUGAUCCCACGAUAUAUUCCAAGGCCUGCUCCUAGUUCUAGCAGCCAGAACGAAGAACCUUUCUCCUAUUGGAACAUGGGGAGGUUUCAGAGAAGUACCACAACCUCGUCGAUAUCACAGGUUGCUGCCAUGCCUGAUAAUUUUGUGAAGAAGAGGAGUGCUGACACGAACGGUUUCCUCCCCUGAAAUUCAGAAAGCUGAGCAGGGCUGGAUAAAACCACACAUUGGCGCCACGGGUUUUCCUUCGCUCGGGGGAGAAGCAUAUACAGGCAGUUGUUGCCACGUUAUGGCAAGAAGAUGUCAGGAUUUGGUGGCUAUCAUGUAAAGUAAUUUUGCUCCAAAAACCUUACAUGGUAUGCGUUUGGUGUGGGAUCUCAGUGGUAGUUACCACUGGUGUACCAAUAAAAAAAGGUGGUGUAGUGUGCUGCAUAUCUUGCGUUGCUCGUGUACCUCAAAAUAAUGUUUUGCAUUUUGAUGAGAUAAAUGAAUAAUCACGUCUUCACAGUCGUUCAUGGUC